UGAAACAUCGCCAUGUCGCUUCACACCAACAACCUUAUCGCGUAUAGUUUGUUUCAUACAACGUCUGUGAUUGUGCUUUUUCUAAGAGAAGCAAAAAUUGACCGGGGAUGAAUGAACCUCGCCCGCCGGACGACGCAGACGGAGACGUUGCUGACCAAAAUCGGAAGAGGCUUCUUGCGGAGUAUGGAUCAGUCCUGGAUGAGUCUCUUAUCCUCUCAAUCUCCAACGAACGGGACCUUGUGAAGGACUACGAUGAGAUUAAAGAUGUUCUGAGUCAGCUAGCCGAACCGGCACGCGCUGAAGCAGCUAGUGGGUUUGACCCCUCGGGCCUGAGUAGCGUGGCCGAAAUUGAAGGGUUGUUGCUUGAUGAGACGACGACCAGCGGCAAUGGGGUCGACUCAUCGGCCGAGUAUGCCACUACCAUCUCGGAUUUCUCUGAUCGUUCCGAGAAUCAGAGACUCACCGAGCAGACCGAUCUAAGCGAAGAUGAAAAGAUGCAGGAACUGAAGCUGGUCUUCCAGGACAGGUGGAAGGACUACAAGCUCAAGCUGGUGCUCAAGCGGUAUGACGGCAACCUGGAACGCGCGUUUGACGAGCUUCUCAAUUUCCAGUAUCUCGAGGAGGAAGGUCUCCUUCCCAAGGGUAUUGAUGGAUUCUUUGCCCCGGAUGACGAUGGGAAACCCUCCAACAGUGGAGCUGGCCGUGCGCACAAAGGCAAUGCGAAGAACAAGAAGAAGCUCGUGGCGGUAAAGUACAACGUCGUGUCGUCUACCGUGGACGAUAGCGAACUGGAGGGUGCCAAGGACUUCGUCGCUCCGACGAACUCGAGGGGCGCACGUGCAGGGCGGGCUCCUGCAGCGCAGCCGCUUGCUGCCCUUCCAGCACCAUCAGUCCGACCACUCCAGCCGCCAAUAUUGCCCCCGCCGACAAACACCGAUUUUGGUGCCUCCAGCCUACGCUCCGCCGCCGCCCUCCGCCGAAUGGGCCCCCUCGGCCGACAAGGCGCCGUUGUCUACACCGACCGUGCCAGAGAGGAGAGGAACUUGCUGAGGGCUCAUCUCUCGAGGGCGGCCGAGGCACACGUCGACCAACAGAGCACCGCCACCGUCCUUGAUCUCCACGGGGUCUUCGUUAUGGACGGAGUGCGCAUCACCAAGCAGCGGGUUUGGGCCUGGUGGAACAGCCUCGGAGAGGACCGCAAGGCGCUGGCGAAACGGGAGGGCUUCACUGUCGUUACCGGCGUGGGGAAGCACAGCGCCGGAGGGGUGUCGCGGCUGCGGCAGGCGGUCGGGGCGUACCUUAAAAACGAUGGAUGGCGUGUGGAGACGUUGACCGGCGGCUUUUAUGUGACGGGAAGGAUCUGAGGGGCGCGGGCUGACGCGCGCCUUGUGCGUACCAGCAUACCGCGGAAGUGGCCGAGCCGGCCGUACUCACGGUUUAUGGAUGGAACCAAUUCGGCUAGGGCUAGGGUCUUGUUUCGGCUGACUU
Messenger RNA from Thermothelomyces thermophilus ATCC 42464, 1488 nucleotides. RefSeq lists its product as uncharacterized. Lineage: Eukaryota; Fungi; Ascomycota; Sordariomycetes; Sordariales; Chaetomiaceae. The record is from RefSeq and is a predicted model, not a curated record. The coding region runs from base 108 to 1364 and encodes 418 amino acids. The transcript is spliced from 2 exons.